Messenger RNA from Fusarium redolens, 2083 nucleotides. Its product is annotated as ankyrin repeat-containing domain protein. Gene Ontology annotation, molecular function: protein binding. The coding region runs from base 37 to 1785 and encodes 582 amino acids. NCBI's taxonomy places the organism in Eukaryota, Fungi, Ascomycota, Sordariomycetes, Hypocreales, Nectriaceae. The transcript has 4 exons. The record is from RefSeq and is a predicted model, not a curated record.
CUCGUUGGAUUAUUUGCCUCUGAAGUUGAGCUAGUCAUGGAAGCAGUUGGAGCGGCUGCUUCGAUUGCAACGCUCGCAGAGAUUGCUCUGAAAUCCUUCCAUGCUGCCUCCAGUUUGGUCAAGGACUUCCGUGGUGCACCCAGAGAGCUCUCCCGCCUUACUCAACAGUUGAGCAUCUUGCAUUGUGAGCUGUCUCUAUUAUCCGACAUUGAGCAAAAAGCCUCUCAAAACGAUGACUUGCUACUGCUUCCAACCGAGAUCGACCUACUCAGGCAAGCACUAAGCAACGCAAAUGAGCUUCUGUCCAAUAUUCUUAAUGGCCUGCAUGACCUACAGCCUCAGAAUUAUGGGUCGAAAGCUAGGCUUCGAUGGGCGCUUACAAGUAAAUCCCGAGCUCAAGACUUGUUGACCAGCCUUGGCCAUGCCGAAGCAGGUCUUACGAACGUCCUAUUACUUGUAAACGUUCGUUUAAGCGCAUUUUCGUGCAAGUUAGUUACUUCAUCGCGGGAUCUCCAAAAGCCUGCAGAAAAGCAAGGCGACGGUUUAUUUGAUCAAGGACAGCAGAUGAAUAGCAAUUUUCGUUUUCCUCAUACAAUUCUAUAUACUCUUUUCGAUAGAAACCCACAGCUUCAGAAUUCAUUCUACGGUUCAUGGCGCUCAUGGGACAUUUCAGUUUUGUCUUGGCUUGGACUUCAAUUAUCACUAACUAUAUAUGGAAACGCACUUCAUACCACUUUCUUCUUCUCGGGAAAACUACCACUCUGGGAAUUCCCUCAAGCUAAGGCAGUGUUUUUCAAUCUUGGACUUCGAAUUUUCCCUUUAGCCAACAUGGGCUUCUCCAUUCUUAGAGGAGGCCUCUCGGUCAAAGCAGUCGUACCCGACGACUCUGAGAUAAUCACGGCUUGCAAGCGAGGGGACAUUACCACUGUCCAAAGAUUGUUUGUUUCUCGAAGGUCAUCUCCAUACGAUGUAACCAUGUCAAAUUGUGGACCAUUACGGUUCGCUAUUGAAAGCGGCUCUUUAGAGCUGGUCAAGCUGCUCUGUCACUAUGGGACUGAUGUUAACACGACGUUUGGACGGUUUGAGACGAGCCCUCUAGAAUGGGCAUUCCGAACCAGACAAAUCGAAAUUGCGCGCUUCUUCCUCACGCAAGGGGCUUGUUUAGACUAUCUCUGCUACCGCGGUUGGACUCCAGUAAUGCUACUCUUCCAGAAAGACUUUCCAGAAGUCCCGCCUGAGUUCUUUGAACUACUGUCUUGUUACUCCUUUACAGAUAUCGAUGUUCAGGACCGCUAUGGAGCCACGGUAUUACAUCGAGCUGCUUUAUGGGGCACAAUAGGAGACGUGAAUGCACUCCUACAACUUGGUGCGUCGCCGUUAUUGAUGGAUACUGAUGUUGGAUGGACGCCUGCGUUUGGAGCAGCAAGUACGAAUAAUGCUGCGGCACUGAAAAGGCUGGUCGAGGUUAUGCCCCCGGACUUCAUUCAUCAUACGGAUUUCAGGGGGCGGACGAUCCUACACGUUGCUAUUGAAUCUGGGGGCCUUGAAGCUAUUGUGCUUGUUCUAGAGCUGGGAGUCGACCCCCAUCAACCUUCACGGAUAGCGGCUGAUGAGAGUGGCGCUGUAAGAGAUGUAACGCCAUAUGAGUUUGCGAGGUCAAAGGGUAGCGAUAUCUACGAAGUCUUCAUCAGGGCUCUUCAAAUGGUUGGACAUAGUAUCUCAACUGUCGAAGAAGUAGAGGUGGGCUUUAUGUUUUGGGAUGCUAUGGAACGAAGGUCCACAUAACAGCGUUGGUAUAUUGAAGAAGCUUUUAGUCCUGAGAGUAACAGAACUAACAUGUUUAAAUUACAUAGAAGCAAUUAGUGGCAGUUUACUAUUAAAAUCUCAUUUUCUCUAGAUUUAUUUAUGUAUGUAACUCAUUUUCUCAUCUUAGUUGUGGAUAAGUUUCCUAGUAACUUUGGGGAUGGUGCUGGCGCUCUCGGCUAUGGAUAGAAUAAUAAGUAACGCAAUUUGAUGCAAUAGUGAGCUAGAUGUGUUAUUUGCAGUUGAGGCCUGUGGCUGAGAGGUUAUAAUUACCACACAG